This is a messenger RNA of Daucus carota subsp. sativus, 1740 nucleotides long. RefSeq names its product putative ETHYLENE INSENSITIVE 3-like 4 protein. The record is from RefSeq and is a predicted model, not a curated record. Gene Ontology annotation, cellular component: nucleus. The transcript has a single exon. Bases 145 to 1593 code for a protein of 482 amino acids. NCBI's taxonomy places the organism in Eukaryota, Viridiplantae, Streptophyta, Magnoliopsida, Apiales, Apiaceae. Gene Ontology annotation, molecular function: DNA binding; DNA-binding transcription factor activity.
UAAUCCUACUAACUUACCAAGAAAGCAAGAAUGACUAUAUAUAGACCCUUUGAUGUACUUUUUUGACCCAUGCAUACUUCCUUUUCAAAAAUUUCAUAGAUAUCAAGUGUGGUUUCCUUCCACCCUUGGUCACAAAAAGUUGAGAUGGUGGAGAUACACGAAGAGAUUGAUGUUCAAAGUCCCACCGAAGAUAUAACAGAUGACGGAGAUGAAGAGAUCAGUUAUAAUGAUCUAAAGAAUAGAAUGCGUAAGGAUCGUAUACGCAUGCAAAAGCUGAAAGCCAAGAGGGAGGAGCCCGAAUCAUCUGAGGCUAGACUCGAGCAGUUAAGGCGAAAAAAGAUGUCAAGAUCUCAAGAUGCCGUCCUUAAGUAUAUGGUAAAGAUCAUGGAGGUUUGUAAUGCACAAGGGUUUGUGUAUGGUAUAGUAACUGAAAAAGGGAAGCCUGUGACAGGCUCCUCUGACAGCCUACGUAGUUGGUGGAAAGAGAGUGUGCGGUUUGAUCUUAAUGCUCCGGCUGCUAUUGCCACUUUCUUGCCAUCAAUAAUAGAACAAGCUGUUGAGAUGGACCCAACUUCAUGUAUGCAUCAUUUGCAAGACUUGCAUGAUACUACUUUAGGGUCACUUAUUUCUCUUCUCAUGCAACACUGCAUCCCUCCACAAAGGAGGUUUCCUUUGGAGAGGGGUUUGGCCCCUCCGUGGUGGCCCAAUGGAAACGAAAUUUGGUGGGGUGAUCAAGGGUCAACUUCCCAAGAACAAGGGCCACCACCUUACAAGAAGCCUCAUGAUUUGAAAAAGGCUUGGAAAGUAAGUGUUUUGGCUGCUAUUAUCAAACACAUGUCUCUUAAUUUAGACCGUACGAGACGGUUAGUUAAGCAGUCCAAGUGCUUGCAAAAUAAAAUGACCUCAAAAGAAACUGCAUCUUUGUCGAAAGUAAUUAACCAAGAAGAAGUUCUAGUAAAGUUGACACAGAAGUCACUCAACAUCUCAACACCUGAAUCGAAUGAAUCUGUGAAGGAAGGUCAUGGAGGCGCUUUGGACCGCUCUACGUUGCACAACUAUCAAAAAAGGAAAUAUAAAUUUGAUUCAGAGAGGUCGGUGGAUAAGUUAUAUGCUUACCAAAACUCUGCACGCCCACAUACUGAGCUACCAUUAGGCUUUAGUAACAAGAACUUGCAAGCUGACCAUCAAUCUAGCUGUGGUCACCACAAUAUAUUUGAAGUUCCAAAAGCACUAGGGUCAUAUGCCACAUACACUGCUACGACUGAACAUCCCCUAAUUAAUAUAGAAGUGGCACAACAUGAGGGAAGGAUGAAGAAGAGAAAUGUUACAAAUGAUGGAGAGUGGAUGGAAAUGGAUAUAGAAAUGGACGAAGAACAUCUUGAUGCACAAGAGAAGCAAGCGAAUUUAAAUUUAGUAGAGAAAUAUGGACAGUACUGGGAAGAAGAUGUAGUUGAACAGGUUUGGUUCGAAGAACUUUAUGGCACCCGUAGAGAAAAAGUGGACUUGAACACGGCUCUAACUAAAGAGGUUUGGAAUGAAAUGGGAACGACUUCAAUAUGGGAUUUAGGAUACCAGUCACCUAAAGAAGAUUGAACCCUUGCUCUAAGCCACUAGCUAACAAGCAAUCCUAAUAGUGUUUCUACAUAUAAUUUUACCUUCGCUAUCCCUUUCUAUUGUAAUUUUGUAGCCCUUAAUAUGAUAUCAGUGUGCUUCUCUCUUACAAUAAUAUAUGUAUGUGUA